This is a messenger RNA of Melozone crissalis (California towhee), 612 nucleotides long. It is a transcript of the gene CSF3, whose product is annotated as colony stimulating factor 3. Bases 1 to 612 code for a protein of 203 amino acids. The record is from RefSeq and is a predicted model, not a curated record. Gene Ontology annotation, cellular component: extracellular region. Gene Ontology annotation, biological process: positive regulation of cell population proliferation; immune response; positive regulation of myeloid cell differentiation. The transcript is spliced from 5 exons. Gene Ontology annotation, molecular function: growth factor activity; cytokine activity. NCBI's taxonomy places the organism in Eukaryota, Metazoa, Chordata, Aves, Passeriformes, Passerellidae.
AUGUGCUUCCUCACCCGUGGGCUGGCACUGCUGCUGGCUGUGCUGCUGUGGGCACCGUGGUGGGCGCUGCACGGGGCACCGCUGACCGAGCUCUCAGGGGACCAGGACUUCCAGCUCUUCCUGCAGAGGAACCUCGAGUUCACCCGCAAGAUCCGCGGGGACGUGGCUGCGCUGCAGCGCCUGGUGUGUGACACCCUCCAGCUGUGCAAGGAGGACGAGCUGCUGCUGGUGCGGCAGGACCUGGACAUCGCGCAGGCGCCGCUGGAGCAGUGUCACAAACGCACCUUCCAGGCAGAGACCUGCUUCAGCCAGAUCCGCGCCGGCCUCCGCGUCUACCACGGCUCUCUGGCCACCAUCCGUGCCCUGCUGCCCGGGCACGCUGGGCUGGUGGACACCCUGCAGCUGGACAUGGCCAACCUGUCCUCCAACAUCCAGCAGCAGAUGGAGGACCUGGGCCUGGCCACGGUGACGUACCCCACAGAGAACCAGGACCCCGUGCCCACCUUCUCCUCCCAAUUCCACCACCAAGUCGGCGGCUUCUUCAUCCUGGCCAACUUCCAGCGGUUCCUGGAGACGGCGUACCGGGCACUGCGGCACCUCGCCAGCCUCUGA